Molecule: messenger RNA, 7823 nt
Organism: Anoplophora glabripennis (Asian longhorned beetle)
Lineage: Eukaryota; Metazoa; Arthropoda; Insecta; Coleoptera; Cerambycidae
Product: Ca(2+)/calmodulin-responsive adenylate cyclase
Exons: 22
Coding region: 445-6429 (1994 amino acids)
Biological process (GO): cAMP biosynthetic process; adenylate cyclase-activating G protein-coupled receptor signaling pathway; intracellular signal transduction
Cellular component (GO): plasma membrane
Molecular function (GO): adenylate cyclase activity
Source: RefSeq, a predicted model, not a curated record
CGUUCCUUGAACAUAACAUUUGUUUUUGUCAGCAGUGGCCGAUAUAAGCUGUGUAGCUGUCUUGUAAAUUCUUUGUCUUCCAUGCUUGAAAUUGAAUAAAAUUGGGUGAAAUAACUAGCGCGCGCCUUCGAUUUACCCAAAAAGACAAGUUUAGUUCCUUGUGACUCGAUAUUUAUGUGAUAAGUCGGCCGGAUUCAGUGAGAGUGAAUACCCCAAUACUGCUUUGGAUUUUGUGAAUGAAUUGUGCAUUUGUUUGAGCCACCCCCAGUUGCAGUUGAAUUUUUAUUUAUCGUCAAUUAACAUGUGCUCGAAAUUCGUGGUGUAACAGAGGAUUAUCCUUCUCACUGGAGAUGUAAAAGUGAUGGCACGACGAAAGAGACACCAGAAAUCCAAAGUAUCUUGAACGUCCGCCAGACGGCAAGACAAGCAACAAUCCGCCUCAGCAUGGAUCACAGCGUCAAAGCUAUGACAUCCCCCCGAGUCCUAGCCAGAGUCCUCAACCCCCACCGCUUUGAGAACGACGAGCUGGAGCAGCUCUACCAGCGCUACAUCUGCAAACUCCAGCACUCGAGCGUGGCCGCCGUCGUGGCGCUCUUCGUGGUGCUCACCUGCCUCCUGGCCACCCUGGGGUUUUUCUUCGCCCAAUCGCCGACUGUCCAGAACGUCUACCAUGCCGUGCACUGCAUCCUGUUCGCGUUGCUGCUUGGUUUCGUCCACACGAGGUUCAUGCAGGACGCCUACCUUCUGUGGGUGUGCUACGUCGUCCUCUUCUUCCUGGCGACGUUCUGCGCGCUGGCUCUGCCGCUCUACCCCAAGUCCGCUCCGGCGAAGGUGGCCGCGGAGGGCACGUGGCAGGUCGUGUUCGUGGUGUUCCUGGCGUAUGCGAUGAUGCCCUUGAAGUCCUACAUAGCUGCUGUUUUCGGUUUCAUGCUGUGUAGCGCCCACCUGGUGGUGGCUUCGAUUUUCGCCACGGAUUUUCCUCGAAUGAUGUGGCAGCAGUUGGGUGCCAACGUGGUGGUUUUUCUUUGCGUGAACGUGGUGGGCAUCUUCAUGCACAAUCUAAUGGAGCACGCGCAGAGGAAGGCGUUCUUGGACACGAGAAACUGCAUCGCCGCCAGGUUGGAAAUGGAGGACGAAAACGAAAAACUGGAAAGGCUCCUCCUGUCGGUGCUGCCCCAACACGUCGCCAUGGAAAUGAAAAAUGAUAUAAUAUCGCCGGUCGAAGGUCAAUUCCAUAAAAUUUACAUCCAGAAACACGAAAACGUGAGCAUCCUCUUCGCCGACAUAGUGGGUUUCACUGUGCUGGCAUCACAGUGCACCGCUCAGGAAUUGGUCAGACUGCUAAACGAACUGUUUGGGCGAUUCGACCAACUAGCAAAUGACAACCACUGUUUGAGGAUCAAGAUCCUGGGGGACUGCUACUACUGCGUUUCCGGUUUGCCGGAGCCGAGGUCCGAUCACGCGCACUGCACCGUGGAGAUGGGGCUGGACAUGAUCGACGCCAUCGCCAGCGUGGUGGAAGCCACCGACGUGCAGCUCAACAUGCGGGUGGGUAUCCACUCCGGUAGGGUGCUGUGCGGGGUCCUGGGAUUGAGGAAGUGGCAGUACGACGUGUGGUCUAACGACGUCACUCUGGCUAACAACAUGGAAGCUGGAGGAGAACCUGGGAGAGUGCAUAUUACCCAGGCCACCCUAGACUACUUGGGAGGCGAAUACGAAGUGGAACCGGGCAACGGCGCAUCGAGAAAUCAGUACCUGAGGGACCACUGCGUCACCACCUACUUCAUCGUGCCGCCGGCCAGGCGGAGAAAGCCACUGUUGUUCAACACGCUGCAGGUGCGAUCGGCUCUCGGUGCCGCCCAGAGACGGAAGCUCUCCUUCAAGAAUGUCUCCAACGUGGUGGUGCAGCUGCUGCACAGCAUCAAGUACUCCAUGGAGGUGCCCUUCUCCAACAUGGCGCUGCAGCCCGAUCUCAAGGCCACCAACGCCAGGAAGGACGCGGUGCUAGACCUGCAGAGGGUGCUCCACGCCGAUCCUUCGACGUGUGACUCGUCACAACAUGCCGCGCAAACUAGCAGCAAAGUGCUAGAACUACAAAGGGUGCUCCACGCAGAAAUCUCACCCUCACAAGAAACACGCCAUCCCCGAGAAACUGACAGCAACAAUAAGGUAACUGAGAAAUUCAAAAGGCCCUUUAAAAAACGGCACUCCAGCGUCUAUCACACGCCCUCUAACCGAGUUAAUAAGUACUUAGCGCAAGCGAUCGAGGCCAGGAGCGUGGACAGGGAGAAAUCAACCCACGUCAACUUGUUCACACUCUGUUUUAAGGACAGGCACAAAGAGAACCAGUAUCAUGAUGAUUUGGAUGUGGGCUAUAGCUCAGCCUUAGUUUGCGCCCUGAUCCUCCUGGUGUUUCUGGGCACUUUGCAGGUGGCAGUGUUGCCCAACACCGUACUUUUAGUUAUGUUGUUCCUAGUUGCUUUUAUAUGGAUUUCGGUGGUGCUGAUGUUACUUCUGGCCGUCAGACUGAGAUGGAUAUUGUGGGACAUCUCCCACAGUUUCGCAUUACGAUUGGCCAUAACCGUGUUUACCAUUAUACUGAUUUACACAGUAGCCCAAGUUAAUGUGUUUACAUGUCAUUCGGGUGUGCCUUGCCCCUCCAUGGAGAAUGUCAAUGUGACGUUGAACCCGAAUGAGAAGCAUUGGGAGUGCCCAUUGCCUCACUACAUUGUUUUAUCCUGUGCCCUUGGGUAUUUGGCUGUGGCGAUAUUUUUAAGGCUUCCAAUUCUACUUAAGGCGUUGUUACUACUUAUCAUGUCGACUGUUUACAUACUCCUAAUAGAACUGUCCCAUAUUAAUCUGUUCCGGUGCUACGACGAUGGAGACAGUACGGUGAUUCCGCAGCAUGUACUUAGUGUUGUCGAAGUACUCAUGUUUGUCUUAGCCGUACUCCUGCACGGCAGGCAGGUGGAAUGGACGGCGCGGCUCGAUUUCUUGUGGCAAAUCCAGGCCAACGAAGAAAAACGAGAGAUGGACGCCCUGCAACACUCCAACAAGAGGAUAUUAUUCAACCUAUUACCAGCCCACGUGGCGACCCACUUCCUCGACAACCAAUUCCGCAACAACAUGAAUACUCUAUCACAGGAACUUUACCAUCAGAGCUACUCGAGGGUGGGUGUGGUUUUCGCCUCCAUUACCAACUACCACGAGUUCUAUACGGAACUAGACGGCAACAACCAAGGCGUGGAAUGUUUAAGGCUGUUAAAUGAAAUCAUUGCCGAUUUCGACGACUUGUUGUCCGAAGAGAGGUUUAAGGCCAUCGACAAAAUUAAAACUGUCGGAUCCACUUACAUGGCCGCUGUAGGUUUGAUGCCGGAUUUGAGGAUACUAGACGAUGACGAAACUACUGCCGGGAUACACCUGUCCACUCUAGUUGAGUUCGUUUUCGCCAUGAGAGACCGACUGCUCAACAUCAAUGAGAACUCUUAUAAUAAUUUCAUGCUCAGAGUGGGAAUAAACAUAGGGCCGGUUGUGGCGGGUGUUAUAGGUGCUAGGAAGCCCCAAUACGACAUAUGGGGCAACACUGUGAAUGUCGCAAGUCGCAUGGAUUCAACGGGACUGCCCAAUCACACUCAGGUCACCGAAGAGGUGUACCAAGUACUCAGGACAUACCCGUAUGAAUUCCAGUGUAGGGGGAAGGUGAAAGUGAAGGGCAAAGGAGACAUGACUACUUACUUUUUAAUUGAUAGAAAACAACCAGGUACCCUAAGGGUGGAAGAACUAAAUAGUUUACGUUCCAAUGCGAACAACGUCAACAACAAUUUAAAUAACAUGUAUGGAGGUGUAGCCACUCCUCUGGCUCUACUUCACCAUGGAGACCUGAACGGGAGACCAAAACACCCAGCACAAAACAGGUCUUCCACCAGGGACGACUCAUACAGAGCCUCGUCAAACGCUGUACGACUGCCCCCUCUUCGGGAAUCCACUCAUAGAGAACACAUAAACGGCUGUGAAAAUGAACCGCUACUGCCAGCAGUCGCUAGUAAAGGACCCAGGAACGGAAAAAAGUUACCGUGUGAGGAGAACCUUCCUCCGCCGCCCCUGCCACCACACAAAACCAAUUCGCAACAGAGUCAGAGGCAGCCCACACCAGAAAUGAAGUACAACCCACCUUGGCCGAGGCCGCAGAAUUCUUAUGCCGUGGUUAAUACUCAACCUGUCGAUAAUAUUAAACCAUACUUAAAGCCGUUACCCAAACCACCAGGAAAAGAAUCUCCGAAUAGACACCAUAGAAAACACCAUAAUAUGGUGCCGAUGCCCCCGCUGCAUCAAAGUAAGGCACAGGUUGUCUUGGCUCACCAACCCAUUGCAGCUUUACCACUUCAAAGGACACCUGAACGGACUCCCGAAUUGUUGCGAAACAAAAUCCAAACGAGGCACAACCCUUUGUCCCAGUCUCGCCACAGUCCGUUACACUCCAGGCACAGUCCGCACCACAACCGUCACAGCCCGUUACAAAGACAUUACUCAGAUGAGAGCCUUGGUGGCUUGUACAACAGUAGCGCCCCGCAACGUAUACAUUCAUCCGCCGAUGAAAUAAGCUCUUUGAACCACUCGCCAAGUAUAAGUAGUUCAGAUGAAAGCUACAGUAGAACUACUGAUGCCGACGGUUCACCCUGCGUGUCGCCUCCUCUACCAACGGAUACACAGCAGUUUCUGUUCCCCUCGGAUAUUCAAGUCAACCCGUUAUCCUCCCCCGAAGUGUCGCCUCGAGCUUCCCUGGACUACAUCCCUCCGAAUUGUUCACUGCGCAACAAUUCAUCCGACAGGGUGAACCCGAAAAGGAACAAUUUACCACCUAACGCUGUCUUAGCUCUGGCAGGCACCUGCAACACCGUCGAUUCCUCUAUAGUUACCAGUCCGCCUGUUCUAGACGGAGAAGAGAGUUGCAGAGGGGAGAGCUGUACCAGUUUCGAGUUUGUCACCCGCCCUAAACCCAAGCCUGCUUCGUUACUAAGGGCAACAAGUGCUAACGGUUCUGGUAUACCCAUCCCUACCAAGCAGAUACUGAAACAGAGGAGUUUGGACAAACAACGUAUUAGAAACGACAGCGAUUCGGUGCUAGAGUGCAAUAAAUUGUCUUCGAACUGCAAAAGAUCGCCCAGUUUUAAGGAGGCAGAGGAAAUCAGGCAGUUGCUGAAGGACGACGAUAACAGGAUGACUACAAACAGUGAGAAAAGUUCGAAGAGAGAUGGAUCAUGUCAAACAGACAAGAAAGAUUUGAGAAAAUUGAGGAUGUCGCCAACUGAUAUUAGGGAGAAAAUAUCCCCCAUCACGAAAGUCAACAACGUGGACAACUGCGAAAACCACCUGGGUCCCUUCGAAAGGGAGAUCCAGAAGCUGCUGGAUGAACAGAACCUGCUCCAGAACAUCCCCCCCAAGCUGGAGCUCAACCAGCAGAACAAAGACCUGGCCCUGGAGCCGCUUGUCAGGUACGCGCCAAACAAUAACAACCACCAGGUGGGGCUGGCCGCCAUCCAGGCCCUGGCGCUCGGGCUGAGGGUACACCCUAAUACCGCCGGCAAUGUUAACCUCCAGUGCAUGUCCCCUCCUCCCCGAGCAAGCAGCAAAGAGGGGUCACUAAAGAGAGGGGCCUCGCCGGGACCCAGCGAGCCGAAUAAGCUGGCCAAAGUGUCACCUCUUGACAGGGGUCCACGGUGCACUGAAGAAACCGAUAUAGACUGUGAUAUGCCUGAAGUUCCGAGACACGAUGAUGACACAGACAUAGAGAGUUUUGAACGAGACGAGAAAAGAAUGGAGGAAGAAGCAGCACGGGAAGCAGAAGUCAAGAGGCUGUUGGAAGAGAAAAUCCAGGAGAAGUUGAAGAAUCUCGAGACUAUCCAUUUGGACAGCCAGGAAGCAGGAGUCGCUGGUACAGCAGCUGAAGGUAGCGCUUCCGAAUGGUCCGAGGAUGAAGAUGGUGGUGCCUCUGAGCCGUUAUUGAAUGAUAAGGAAUCGACAGGGUACACCACCGACGAUCCUGCACUCGAAAAUAUCUCAAUGAUCAAUGAGACUGGUCUGACAGAUGCUGAGGGUGCUCUAAGUGACGUCAACUCAGCAUACAACGACCACAACCACGAGGGUGACAUGGACGACAACACCAGCAUGUCCUCCAGGGCAUCAUCGCGCAUCUUCGACUCGGAUGCCAUGAUGUCCCUAGAUUCGCUGAGUGCUCUUUACGAUUCCGAGUAUGAUAAUUGCUAUCGCACGGACGACGACUUGAAUGCCGUACCCGACCUAGACAGACUAAACUAUUUCUCAGUGCCUGCCAAUGAUGUGCAUCUCGCCAACAUCCGGUCGAUGAGCGAGAGCAUCACUCGGAAUUUCGGGCAACCACGCAGCGAAACGGACCCUGACAGUGACGUUUGAGUUUGAAAUGCUGCACGGUUAGUGAGACUUUGUGAAAUGGGAGAUAACAGUAGACCUUAGGUGCAAUGUUGACAGAGAAUGUCAACAAAUUGGUCUCGGAAACAAGGAUAAUUUGAGACGAUUUUUAUGAUAUAUAAAACAGAAUGAAUGAACCAUAGAUAGGAUUUUAUAAAAUGAGAGAAAGUGAUGAUCUGAAACAAGUUUUUUAUGUUGCUUGUGGAAAUAGUGAUAUAUGUAUAGGGGUCAAUGAAAUAUUAAAAAAACGAAGAUUCCUUUCAAAAUUUUAUACUUAUUAAAAAGUUUAAAAUAUAAAGGAGCACAAAUGACUUGAAAACAUAAAAAAAACUAAUUAAAAAUAUUUUAAGUCGGCCCCUAUACUUUUAUUUUUCACGGAUUACUUUUCGUUUCGAAUAUUCAAAGGUUACAAAGAAAAAGUAAAUGUGCCUGAAAGUUCGAUUGGAUAUUUUUUUUAAUGGAGUAUUGUUUAUAAAAAUUUGAUAGAUAUUACACAUUGGUGCUUCUAGCAUAAAACUGACUGAAAAAUGUGAUUUUUGUGUAUGAUUUAGGCGCUCUCUAAAAGAAACUCCAUCGUCCUUAAUAGUUGGUUGGAACCAAAGAAGCAGUUAUUAUAUUUAGCGAUAUUAUUUACCUAUAUUAAUGUAUAGAAUGUUUCUUUAUGUCUUUUUAUAUGUUGAAACAUUUGGAUUUUUUGGGGGUUCUGUGAUGUGUAUAAUUUGCACAUAGAACCCCUUUAAUAUCAAUGAAUGUAUUUAUUUUUUUUAUAUUUCAUUGACGUUUCAUUGGAAGGAAGAUAUUUUUGCAAACCUAAAUCUGUAGAAAGAAAACUGGUUUUGAUAUUUCUUGCAAUAAAUAACAGUAUUUUCUAAAAAUUUGUUGUUACCAUGGAAUAUUUUCUUGUAUAUUUUGUUAGUUUAAUUUUACGUAGUUGAAAUUGCGAUAUAUUUUUGUACUUAAAUUUGUUUUCUUUAUUGUAUAAUGCGUUUAUUACAUAACCAUUGUGUUUGCCAACGUAAAAAUGAAUAUUGUUAGAAAAUCAGGGAAGACAACGGGCCACCUCUAUAGCCCGGCGGUACGACCGAUUAGAAGCAAAAAAUACAUGGUAAAUAUAUAUAUAUUUGUUUUCUGUGAUCACCAUUAAUCUAUGUAAGCACUUAAACAAUAUUGGUGGUAUGUACAUAAAAAAAUUAUAAUUAUAUUUUCUUUAAAACAUUUUAGUGUUUAACUAUUAUGCGAUCUUGAUGUUGGAAUUUAAUCGUAUAGAUGUUUUUCCCCUGUAACAUUUAUUUGUUGUAAACUAUUUUCUACUUUAUCUGUAUAAAAAAAUAUUCUAGUGUAUGUUAAACAUGUUUUAAUAAUUUAUUGAUGCUUAUUAA